AGUAUGUCCUAUUACAGAAAAGCGAUGCAGCAAUGAUACUCAACAUCAUUCACGCGCUCGAUAACGUGCACAGUGAAAGUUUUGCGUGAGACGCACUUUUUAAAAUGUAUAACCGUAAACAAAUCUAACAAUGUGAACAUUGCGUGAUCGCGCAAAGAAAAUCAGAGCUGAUAAAAAAAUCUAACAACGAAUCGCGGACAGAUGAAAUUGUGUAACGGGGGGAGUAAUAGACUGAUAAAAACACAAAACUCGGAUCUGCGACGAUAUAUCUCCCUUAUCUGUUUCUCGUGAUUCACUCGAUACUGUGUUCUAGCUUUACAUAUGUGCACGUAAUUGAUACGAUUGGACGAGUGGCGGCAAGUUACAGUUGGUGAACAAAGUGCAAGGCUAGUGUGCAAGAUUUUGGUUACAUGUCAUGUGAGACGGAGUGUGGAGUCACAGGACACUCAAUUUAACUCACGUACCGUUUGCUAUACCUAUUUAAAGUACGAGGUCUUGGCUCGAGUGUGAGAUAAAUUGCAGACAGUGUUAAUUACACAACUGAAUUAUGUUGCUCAACGUAAAUAAAGAAUUGGCUCCUAUAAAGUCACAUUAUUUUCUGUUCAAUGCUGCAACGGGACCAAUGGUACAAUUUCUUCCAACAAUUGGAAAACAAUUGGGUUUUUCUCCAACAAUGGUUGGCAUAAUAUACACAGUAUUACCUAUUUCUGGUUUAGUUGCAAAACCACUAUUUGGCAGUUUGGCUGAUAAGUUUAAGUUGCACAAGACUUGUUUCCUGAUAUUCCAAGCUCUAUUAACAGUAGCAUUCUUUUCCAUUUAUUUUAUUCCUGAAAUAGACAAAAGUGCAAAUGUCACUCUUACUUGUGACAAGAGCAUUCCGUUCAUAGAAAUUUGUCCCGAAAACAAAUUUUCGGAAGAUGCGUUAAGUCCUGUAAUAACCAAUACUCACAAAGACUCAUUUUGUAAGUUACUUUGUAAAGGGCCAUCUCAUGGCUACAUAGAGAUAAAUAACAAGAAUGUUUCUGCGAAUGGCACUUUUGAAUUUGGUGCAGGAUUUGAUGUAUAUGACGACUUGAAUGUGGAAUGCGUGAAUGUAAGAGUGCGUACAUUUGUAGAUGGUGUCGCACAUGUUCCCGCAUGCGGAGACCAAUUGAGAACAUCGUGUACAGUAGUUUGUCCAACUAAUAAUGCGUUUAAUUAUCUGCUACAAGAAGCUAAGGAUUCCCAGAAUGAUAUGAAACAUUCUACAUAUCAGUUUCACUUAUUUUUAUGGUUUGCCUUGUUAAGCUGGAUUGGAAUGGCUGUUGUAGUUAGCAUAGCAGAUGCAAUCUGUUUUAGUCUUCUUGGUUAUGAGAGAAGAAGCGAUUACGGCAAACAGAAAAUGUGGGGCGGUAUUGGUACUGGUGUCUUUUGCAUAAGCGCGGGCUACAUGGUAGAUUUUUUCAGCAAAAAACAACAUGAGAAAGACUAUAGUUGUAUAUUUUACAUCAUGUUAGUAGCCAUGAUCGGCGAUAUUAUGGUGUCUGCAACACUAAAAAAGAAAAAUCCUGAAUGCUCUACGGACGAACCAUCGUUAUUGCGGGAGUUCUUGAACGUUAUCAAAGAGGGAAGAGUAUUAGUGUUUGCCUGGUGGUGCAUAGGUGCAGGGAUGUGCACGGGAGUCAUUUGGAACUUCUUGUUCUGGUACACGGAAGACUUGACGACCGAUGAUACAUGGAUUAAAACUCUUCAGGGCCUUAUGACUGGCGUUCAAUGUUUCCUAGGAGAAUUACCAUUUAAUUUUAUGUCGGGUAACGUGUUAAAAAAACUCGGCCAUAUUAACGUCAUGAGUCUCGUGUUGCUCAUAUAUGCAAUUAGAUUUAUGGCAUAUAGCAUCAUAUCAAAUCCUUGGCUGUUCUUAAUUCUUGAAUUGCUCCACGGACCCUCAUUCGGUCUGUGUUGGCCGACAAUGGUAUCUUAUGGUGACAAAGUGACACCAUCUGGUACGAAAGCCACCAUGCAAGGAUUUAUUGGUGCUGUUUUUGAAGGAAUUGGAGUUGCAAGCGGCAGCUUCAUAUGUGGUCGCUUAAUGGAUAUUUAUGGUGGAGUUGUAGCAAUGAGAAGUUUUUCAGCUGGUGCACUUGUGUGGUUAACCAUGUUUUGGUUGAUGGAACUCUUAUUGCGGAAGAUGAAGGCUUAUCCUUUGCACCGAGGCCAUAAUCACUUAGCAAAUUAUGCCAAUCCAGAUGACGCUAUUUUAAUGACGAUAAGUCAAGAAUUGCAAACUUAUUAAAAUUAUAAAUUAAAACAAUUUUACAACUUGUAUGGUGUGAAAAUAUUGCAUAGUUAAAUCUUAACAAAAUUAUCGUUGUUUUUUUACUAUAAUUCUUCAUAUUGACAAAAAUAGUGUCGUAAUUUUGUGGUAUAACGAAUUUACUUAUUCAGUAUUAUGUAUUGUAAAUUAUACUGCACACGUUUUUACCAUAAUAUAUACUUUUGUAACAUA
Pseudomyrmex gracilis is the source of this 2485-nucleotide messenger RNA. It is a transcript of the gene Sugb, whose product is annotated as major facilitator superfamily domain-containing protein 6. The transcript has 10 exons. Lineage: Eukaryota; Metazoa; Arthropoda; Insecta; Hymenoptera; Formicidae. The record is from RefSeq and is a predicted model, not a curated record. Gene Ontology annotation, cellular component: membrane. Bases 548 to 2272 code for a protein of 574 amino acids.